AUGAAAAGAAAACAUGAUCAGUAUAAUAUCAGUUCAAAUGUUGAUAAUGAUGUGCUUCGCCAAUUUGUAAUGGCAUUUGAUCAUGUUAAUAGGGAUCAACAAACAAUUGUGCUACCAUCAGGCGAAUCAACAACGAAAGAACAACUUUUAUUAAAAGUAAUCGAUCUUUAUCCAAGCUAUGCUAAUACUUAUUACCAUUUGGCAUUAAUACUUAAAGCUGAAAAUCGAUCAUCAAUCAUUCUUACAUCAGGUCUAUCUAUGACAGAACAACAAUUAUUCUUAAAAGCAAUCGAGCAUUAUCCAAACAAUUCACAAUAUUAUCAUAACCUUGCAAGAACACUUUCAAUAGGUGAAUCAAUCACACUUAAUAAUGGACAAUCAAUGACAAAACAACAACUAUACUUAAAAUCAAUAGAAUGUGAUCCAACCAAUUCAUAUUCAUAUCAUAACCUUGCAACGACACUUUCAAUAGGUGAAUCAAUCACACUUAAUAAUGGACAAUCAAUGACUGCACAACAAUUAUACUUGAAAUCAAUAGAAUAUGAUCCAACAUAUUAUCGGUCAUAUUAUAACCUUGCAAUUACACUUUCAAAUGGUGAAUCAAUCACACUUAAUAAUGGACAAUCAAUGACAGAACAACAAUUAUACUUGAAAGCAAUAGAAUGUGAUCCAACUGAUUCCGAUUCAUAUUAUAACCUUACAACGACACUUUCAAGAGAUGAAUUAAUCACACUUAAUAAUGGACAAUCAAUGACUGCACAACAAUUAUUCUUGAAAUCAAUAGAAUGCAAUCCAAAUAAAUACGAUUCAUAUUAUAAUCUUGCAAAUUCACUUUCAAGAGGUGAAUCAAUCACACUUAAUAAUGGACAAUCAAUGACACAACAACAAUUAUACUUGAAAGCAAUAGAAUGUGAUCCAACCAAUUCAAAUUCAUAUCAUAACCUUGCAACGACACUUUCAAGUGGUGAAUCAAUCACACUUAAUAUUGGACAAUCAAUGACAAAACAACAAUUAUACUUGAAAGCAAUAGAAUGUGAUCCAACCAAUUCCUGUUCAUAUUAUAAACUUUUAAUUACACUUUCAAGUGGUGAAUCAAUCAUUCUUAAUAACGGACAAUCAAUGACAAAACAACAACUAUUAUUGGAAUCACUAAGAAUAGGUCAUAGACAAAGAAUGGUUUACAAAUUGAUUGGACUAACUUUGUUGAACAACAAACAAACGAUUACACUUCCAAAUGGUGAACAAAUGACGAGAAGACAACUGCUUCAAAAAGCAAGAGAAUAA
Molecule: messenger RNA, 1284 nt
Organism: Heterostelium album PN500
Lineage: Eukaryota; Evosea; Eumycetozoa; Acytosteliales; Acytosteliaceae
Exons: 1
Coding region: 1-1284 (427 amino acids)
Biological process (GO): protein O-linked glycosylation via mannose
Cellular component (GO): endoplasmic reticulum
Molecular function (GO): protein binding; mannosyltransferase activity
Source: RefSeq, a predicted model, not a curated record